GUGAGGGCAGCAUGCUUGUGGAGGAGUCUGCUCUGUACGCACACAGGAACAGGACUCUCCGCAGGAACAGGACUCUCUCUGCCUCUCUCUCACAAGCAGCCCUGGACAGUUUUCCUUUUCACUUUCAGUUUGGACUUGUUCAAGACACCUUCUCCUGGCUUCCAAAAGGAUUUGAACCUCCUUCUCCGUCUCUCCAGAGGCUCUGGGAGGACUCGGCAAGGGGUGCCCAGGUCACGGUGCACCAUCAAGACAUGAACACCAUGUAAACAUUGAAAGACCCGACAGAGAAGAAGAAAAAGAAGGAAAAAAAAAGGGAAGAAACUAUUUGUUAUUUUUAGAUUUAGACACAAGAUGAUCCCGCCAACCAACACCCAGGAGGAAAGUGGGGGGAAAGAGGAGGAGCGGGACCAGAAUGAGACCCCCAAAUCUCCAAGCAACACGGUCAACCAGGAGACCAAGAAUACUGUGAGGCCCGAACACCCCAAACGGAAGCUGCAGAAACUCAAGCGCUCCUUGUCCUUCAAGACCAAGAGCAUCCGCAGCAAGAGCGCCGACAACUUCUUUCGGAGCAGCGGCGACAACAAGACCGAGCUGCUCUCUGACGUGAGCAGCAGCACGGGCCACCUCUACAACAUAGGUAUGGCGCCGCCGCACACCACCAGUCUGCCCAUCCCUCCUGUCCCUCCGGCCAUCCCCUGCGCUCCUCCUCCCACGUCACGCUCCCAGACGCGCAACCCUCUGCAGGUGGACUCGGCCGGACAUUGCUUCAUGGAGCACAUCUUCAAGAAGCCCACCUUCUGUGACGUCUGCAACCACAUGAUCGUAGGUACCACAGCCAAGCACGUCGUGUUCCUGGCGGGCAACACGGCGAAGCACGGCCUACGCUGCAAAGCCUGCAAGAUGAGCCUCCAUCAUAAAUGUGAAAAUGGCGUGGGUCAGCAGCGCUGCAUGGGCAAACUGCCAAAAGGGUUUCGGCGAUACUACAGCUCCCCGCUACUGAUUCAGGAACAGUACGGCUGCAUCAAAGAAGUCAUGCCCAUUGCUUGUGGCAAUAAGGUAGACCCCGUCUACGAGGCCCUGAGGUUUGGGACGUCUUUGGCUCAAAAGGCCAAGAGGGCCAGUGGCUCGGAAUCUCCCCAAGGAAACUCGACCAGUGACUUGGAUAAUGUUCUAGAGGAAGCGGUGGCUCACAGCAGCAGGCAGCAACUGUCAAGAAAGCCCAGUGAUGAUGUUUUCACGGUAAUCGAGAACGGGGCGGAUGAUUACCAUCAACCACAGAGAACGGCCCACGUCUGUGAGAUGGAGGAGAGCCAGUUCAACAAAGAUGCACUCACGCUCAACACCUACGUGGCCUUGUACAGUUUUGUUCCUCAAGAGAACCAUGACCUGGAAAUGAGGGCAGGAGACAGAAUAUUGCUAGCUGACGACUCCAAUGAUGAUUGGUGGAAGGGAAUAAUUGAGGACAGGAUUGGCUUCUUCCCGGCCUCCUACGCUUAUCCGCUGAGGGCAGAAGACCAGGUUUUUAGGUGUAACAGGACGUUUAUCGGCGGCAAGGAGCAAGGCCAGGUCACGCUGAAGGAGGGACAGAUUUGUGUGAGCAGUGAGAGGGACAACAACGGCUUCAUCGUGGUGGAGAGCGGAAAGAAGCGAGGCUUUGUGCCAUGCGACGUUCUUGACAUUAUCUAAGGGCAAAAAACAAACAAAAAAAAAAACAUAGCAAGAAGGUAGAUCAUUUUGCCAUGGAGAUGAGACAAGACAGAACUGACUGCAUCAGAAAGUCCACAGGAGUACACGUCUUGCGAAAAACAAGUGCUGCUCUUUGUUAGCUCCCAACGAUCACUGGAUUCAAAUCAUAGAGCCGACUGCUUUUUUGAGCACGCUUGGACCUCUUGCUUACAUUCUAUUCCAAGGUUUUAGUACAUUAUGAAUGCAAAGUCGGCAGCUUGAGUCCUGCUAAUUCAAAAAACCUACGAGUCUUUCACCCAGGGCGAGUCUUCAGAGAAUCCCAAAGAGCGCGUUUCAUGGUCAUUUAUGAGUCCACAGUUGACCCCCAUUUCCAUUCUUGCACAAGUUUAUCGCUAUAGUAUCAUAAGCAUCCAUCCAGCCAUCUUCUUCCGCUUAUCCGAGGUCGGGUUGCGGGGGCAGCAGCCUAAGCAGGGAAGCCCAGACAUCUCCCCAGCUCCUCCCUGGGGAUCCCAGGAAGAACUGGACGCAGCAACUACAAAUAAAAUGUUUAUUGUCGACCACCAGUUGAAGCGAGUGGCGCCUUCUAGCGUGUUAUCACAAAAAAGUAUUUCUAAAUGAAGACUGUGUGUAGGAAAGAAAAUACAUACAUACACACACACAUACAUAUACAGUAUAUAUAUAUAUAUAUAUAUACACACACACACUUCCAAACAUUCUUCAUUUACCAAUAUAUAUGUUCGUAAGUAUAUAUAUAUAUGUAUACAUACAUACAUACAUCACACACACACACACACACACACACACACACACACACACACACACACACACACACACACACACAAAUCCCUUACUCUGCAGUAUGUAGAAUAUGCAGUAUUGUACAUAGUGUAUGUAACAGAUUAAAAUUUGUAUCACAUU
Molecule: messenger RNA, 2604 nt
Organism: Nerophis ophidion (straightnose pipefish)
Lineage: Eukaryota; Metazoa; Chordata; Actinopteri; Syngnathiformes; Syngnathidae
Gene: stac
Product: SH3 and cysteine rich domain
Exons: 12
Coding region: 352-1686 (444 amino acids)
Biological process (GO): positive regulation of protein localization to plasma membrane; positive regulation of voltage-gated calcium channel activity; skeletal muscle contraction
Cellular component (GO): extrinsic component of cytoplasmic side of plasma membrane
Molecular function (GO): transmembrane transporter binding
Source: RefSeq, a predicted model, not a curated record